Molecule: messenger RNA, 1809 nt
Organism: Cladophialophora bantiana CBS 173.52
Lineage: Eukaryota; Fungi; Ascomycota; Eurotiomycetes; Chaetothyriales; Herpotrichiellaceae
Exons: 1
Coding region: 1-1809 (602 amino acids)
Source: RefSeq, a predicted model, not a curated record
AUGAAGCGUCUUUCAGGAAAGAGGUCACUUCCUACUGGGUACUUUGACAUCUCUCCCACCCUAUAUGGCUCCUCUCAAAGCGUCUCCCCCGCCGACAUUAGCCCCGGUACACAGCUCCGACGACACUCACAGAGCACCACUCGACGUCCCUAUUUCCGUUUCCAUCCGGAAUACGAUGCCAUACACAAGAGAAUACACAGCCAUACCACUAAAACAGGCCGGCCUGGGGAAAUCCUUGGUGCGUCAGAGACGCAUACACUCCCACGUGAAGAGACCCUUUCCGGAAAGCCUAGAACUGGUCGAUCAGCAGAAUUUUCUUCCCUGCACUCGUCUCGACGUUCCUCUGGGGCGUCCGCGAAGAGUUCGCCUCCAUUGGGUGUACGACCGACGAAAGAAAGUCAUUCAUAUCCCUUUCGUCGGCCGAAGGUGAGCCGUGCCCUGGCGAGGUCGCCUUCUUGGACCACUAGGGUCGAGGGGAGAAAUGCCUCAGCUGAUUUCGCUCGGCGACCGUCUUCGACUGUGUCAGAGACGAAGACGCAGACGAGCGUCGGCGACAUCAUUGUUGUCCGGACCGAUCAAACCCCGUUAAGGCCGCCAUCGAAGAGUAUCCCUCCUGCUGAAAAGUCCAAGACCGGUUCUAUCAAGGUGGAGACAGAGUUCACGGAGCCCGACUCGCGUCGUAGAAAGACUCAGUCUUCGGAGCAGCAAGGCCAAACAUCGUCUCGCAGAAGUUCACUCAAUCCCAAACAAAUCCUAACGAUCCCUCUUCAUUAUAUCCGCCGUGCGAGUCUGCCCAAACGCGCAAGGACGCCAACCAUUACUGAGCCGCAACCGUCAUCAAACGCAAGAGAUACACGAAUGGCAGAUCAUACCAGCCAGCUCAAGAGGAACUAUACAUCAGAGACACUUCAACGUGUGACUGGAAUCUUGCAAGAGAUAAAACAAGGACCUCAAACCUCGCUGUGGCCGCCUCAGGUCAUAAGACCGUUAAGGUGGAGAACCUUUUCAGACAAGUCGUUCUCACAAGGAAAAAAGGAACCGCAGACCGUGCAAGGCAUUACAUCUGAGAUUGGCAACAAUCAAAAAUGUAGUGGUGAACAAUUCUCGGACAUAGAAUCAUACACUUCAAGCCAGAGAAAUCUACGCUUGGGCGUCGCCCCUUCCAAUACUCCAGACGAAACAGCCACUUACAAAGUUAAAAGAAGCCCUAGUGCAGAGACCGAGGAAUUCCUGAGAGUCGACAUUAGUGUCAGAGGAGGGACCAGCUACCUACCCAGCGAGGCUCGUCGAAUACACACUCCACCACUGCCGGAAGAAGGCGCAGAUGGCCGAUGGAAGGGUUUUUUCUUCGACUACAACGCCCCUAGACGGCCUGGCAGCCUACGGGGAUCAGACAGCGCUGAAGCUGGAGUGGACAGUGCCAGCACCAGUCCAGAGAGCACCGCAACCUUGGGUCAUCCCUUGUCCGCACCAAUCAGCAAGAAGCUAGAAAGGACCCAAAGCAAGAACAAACGGAUCCUGGCAGGGGACUGGUACGAUGUGAAGCUGGCAGAACUCGACUUGGGAAUCCAGGCCGACCAAGGAGAAAUGAACAAUGCCAAAGAAGGGGACAGAAGAGUCAACUCGCCAGAGUGUCUGUCUAAGAUCCAAAAGAUCUUGCAGGAGGCUGAGCAAUUUGACUUGACCAUCCCCGAGCAUCUGCCCAGCAGCCCGCUGUGUCCAAGACAUCCCAGAUAUUGGCGGGUGGUCAAGGGAAGAGGCAGCCAAUUCAGGGGCUGUUGGAUGCAUGGAGUUGGUGUCUUCGAAUAA